Dendronephthya gigantea is the source of this 1020-nucleotide messenger RNA. RefSeq names its product C-factor-like. The record is from RefSeq and is a predicted model, not a curated record. Lineage: Eukaryota; Metazoa; Cnidaria; Anthozoa; Malacalcyonacea; Nephtheidae. The transcript has a single exon. The coding region runs from base 102 to 884 and encodes 260 amino acids.
UGCACUGACCCAUGCCUAAUAACCUAAUAAAAUUUUUAAAGUACAUAAGAGAUAGGCUAUACGCAAUAGUGGAUAUCGAAAUUUUAUAAACCAUCGUAAAUAUGGCGGCGUUCAAAAAUAUCUCAAUUUUCAUAACUGGUUGUAACCGAGGCAUUGGUCUUGCCAUGGUUAAGCAAAUAUUGUCACUGCCUAAUACUCCGAAAGUGCUAUUUGGUACUUGUCGUUCUUUGAAAUCUGACAGCUCUCGGGAGCUACGUGAGCUUGCAGAGAAGAACCCGAUCUUACAUCUUCUAGAAUUGGAUGUUACCAAUGCUUUGCAGCUUGAAGCUGUGGUUAAAGAAGUUGAAGAAAAACUUGCCGGGUCUGGAUUAAAUCUACUGAUAAAUAAUGCAGGCAUACAUAAUUUGAAAAACUCUGAAUAUGGCGAAGCUACAACUACACUAGAUGAAGUUAGCCGUGAGCUGAUGAUGAAAGUCUAUGAGACAAACGCAAUAGCACCUCUUAUGAUAGUAAAAGCUUUCUUGACGUUGCUACGUCGAGCUGCAUCGAGCAAUGAUCCACCAUGUCAGCCUCAAGCAACUGUUGUUAAUAUUUCAUCCGAUGAUGCCUCAGUCGCACUGAAUUCGGAAGGUGGCCAUUACCAAUACAAAUGUUCAAAGGCUGCAGUCAACAUGUUGACCAUGUCUCUCAGCAUUGACUAUGCUAAAGAUGGUAUAACUGUUGUCUGUAUCGACCCUGGUUGGAUUAAAACUGAUAUGGGUGGAAAAGCAGCACCACUGACUCUUCCUGAAGCGAUACCAUCAUUAGUGAACUUAAUUGGCUCAUUAGAUCUGUCAAAGACAGGUUCUUUCUUGCAGUAUAAUGGUAACACUUUACCUUGGUGACUUAUCUUAAUUAACAAUGUGAUAAAUGGGAUAAAAUUUGUACACAUUUGUUUUUAAAAUAAAAAUACAAAUUUGUACAUUUGAAAUAAAAAAUGCAGAUAUAGUGAUUAAAUAAUCAGUAAUACAAGUGCCUUUG